AAGUACAGCUCGUACCAAUAUUGUAUUUGUAAAUAGAAUUGUUGAAAAGGAAUGCAUUAUGCUGUCCCCUAUACACACCGGCGUUAUUGAGUCUCCCUAAAGAUGUUUAUAGAAUACACCCACUCUAAGUGUACAUAGAACGGGACUCCAGGUAAAGUCAUGUAUAUCAAUAUUGUCACACCGAAUCAGAUCAAAUAGAACCCGAACAUGUCGUAAUUUAAACAUCUCGUAUUGGGCUUUAAACCUGAUGUUUUUAUCAUCGUAUAUAUGUAGAUAUCGGCAGAUAUAUUUGGGACGCAAGAUCAUCGAUGAAGUCAUACAUCUAGUUGUUGAACGAAAACUUGGACAGGACCAGAGUAAUUAUUACACAACUCACACAGGAAGAUUUGCGAUUUGACGGCUGGCCCAAGGAAUAUUGUUUUGUUGGAUAGAUACUUCUAAAGGAUUACUGAAUAAUAAGGUUCGAUGGAACAGGCCCAGUCCAGGACGCUGUGAUACUGCCGGGAGGGCGGGGGUACCGUGUCACAGGAGGCCACUGUAACCGGAUCUCCAUGGUUUAAAGUGUUAUUGAGAAGCAUCCAAAUGAAGAAUGCUUCGCGAUCUCUUAGUAGCAAAGGUCAUAGCCUUGGCGACCUUUUGGAAGCGUCCAUGAAAUUUGAGGCGCGUGCCAAGCGUCUGAAUGAAAAGGAAGCUGAAAAAAUGGAGAGAAUUCAAAGAAGUAUUGUAAGAAAUCAGCGCGUUAAUGACAACCUGCGGUCACGUGUCAUGGCUCGAACUGAAGCUUCUUUGAAAAACAUGACGGGAUUCCAACAGGUUUUGUCCAAAGAUUAUACCGUCAAAAAAUUCAAAACGAUGGAAAAAGGAUUCAACUUUAGGUAUAGAAUCAGGCCCGUUACACCUAAAACGGCAAGACAGUUAAAGCUUGAAACAAGGGCAUAUUACUCCGGACUGGACCGGAAGUGGUUUCAACCGGAAAUUGACCGUAAAAUGUACCAACAGGAUCCCAAAAAGGUUCAGAGGAUAUUACAAAAGGUGCUUAAGGAGGAGUGCGCAGAACAAAAUCAACUGUUGGACAGAAAUUUAUCGGAUGACGCCUUUCAGGAUGAAAUUCAUAACAGGCUGAACAAUAAAAAAGAAAUUAAAAUCGCCAGAUUCAACUAUAGUACAUGUAGCAAUAACCGCUAAUGACACCUGAAACCCAUUAUAGUAAAAAAAAAAAAAAAAAACGUAAUCC
Pecten maximus is the source of this 1234-nucleotide messenger RNA. RefSeq lists its product as uncharacterized. NCBI's taxonomy places the organism in Eukaryota, Metazoa, Mollusca, Bivalvia, Pectinida, Pectinidae. The record is from RefSeq and is a predicted model, not a curated record. Bases 583 to 1185 code for a protein of 200 amino acids. The transcript is spliced from 3 exons.